Chelonus insularis is the source of this 2085-nucleotide messenger RNA. Its product is annotated as putative inorganic phosphate cotransporter. The record is from RefSeq and is a predicted model, not a curated record. The coding region runs from base 490 to 2001 and encodes 503 amino acids. The transcript has 6 exons. NCBI's taxonomy places the organism in Eukaryota, Metazoa, Arthropoda, Insecta, Hymenoptera, Braconidae. Gene Ontology annotation, molecular function: transmembrane transporter activity. Gene Ontology annotation, cellular component: membrane. Gene Ontology annotation, biological process: monoatomic anion transport; transmembrane transport.
AAAAAUACCUCUCUAAUUACUCAAAUAAAAUCUAGUUCAUUUAAAUAAAGUUAGUUAAACAAUGAUCAACUCUUGUAUGUCAUUAAUUGAUUGUAAAUCAAACUUUUUAUCAAUUGCAAUCAACUGAUAUGUAUAGAUUAAUGGAAGAUAUCUCACAAAAAGUUAAUAGCAAUAAAAAUAUAAAAUCAGGCCAAAAAUGUUUGUGUCUUCUCCACCAACUAUGAACAUCAACUUGCUCGUGAUUAGAAAGACAAGCAUUGGCAAAAUACCUUGGAAAUCAACCACGUAAUCGGCGAAACGACUGGAGGGGAACUUUUCGUACAUAUAGAGUGCCAUAAACAUCAUUGACGCGUUUAAUCUUUUGGAGUCAUUGCCUAGAUCGUAACGACGAUUGGAAGACGAUAGAGCAGGCAAAAUCUGCACGUGAGAGGUUGUGGUUGAAGAAGUUAAAAUUAUCGUUGGUUCACCAUUGGAAAAACAGUACUCAAUAUGACUCCAGGAAUCCACAAAAGAAGAAUUUCAAGGGCGGAGAAUAUGAAGGAUCCAUUAAAUCGACCUAAAGCAUCAAUAGGAUGUCGACAUGUCCAGGUCCUUAUGUUAACCUUUGGAUUUUUCUGCUGUUAUGCUGUUAGAGUUGCCUUAUCAAUUUCACUGGUGGCUAUGGUGAAAGAUAAUUUAGAUAAUCCAGAAUUCAAACGUUUUGAUUGGAACAGUAAUAUUCAAAAUUGGAUCCUCAGUUCUUUUUUCUGGGGUUACGUUAUAACACAUAUACCCAGUGGUGAAUUGGCUCAACGACUUGGAGCUCAAAAGUUUUUCUGCUUUGCUGUGGGACUUUGUGGCCUUCUAACAAUGUUUAUUCCCGUAGCAGCAACGUACGGUGGUUGGCAAUUAGUUAUUGUCCUCCGAGUGGCCACGGGCGCGUGUCAAGGUGUGGUACCACCAUGUAUACAUUCCAUUCUGUCUAAAUGGGUACCAGUGGAAGAACGAGGAAGAGCUGGAAGCUGCACGUAUUCUGGAGGUUGGUUUGGAAACGUGAUUGCUCUAUUAAGCUGCGGCAUGAUCUCAGGUUCGUCAUUAGGAUGGCCAGGCAGUUUCUACAUCUGGGGGAGCAUCACUAUAUUUUGGGCGGUGGUAUACUACUUUAUAGGCAAAGAAUCACCAGCAGAUCAUCCCAAUAUACCUUACGAUGAAAAAGAAUACAUUGAAACUAGUCUUGGAGUUACAGAAACUGUCGAACCAUUAAAAACACCUUGGAUUCCCAUCUUGACCUCAGUACCAGUCUGGGCUCUAUUGAUUGCCCAAUGUUCUCAAGCCUGGGGAUUCUGGAUGCUCCUGACAAAAACACCAACAUAUAUGGAUAAUGCACUUGGCUACAAAAUUGAAGAGAACGGUGUAUUCUCGGCGUUGCCGUAUUUGGCAGCAUGGUUAAUAGGUUUUCCAAUUAGCUUCGCAUCGGACAAAUUAGUGAAAAAAGGCUAUGUGUCAUUGCAAGCUAUGAGAAAAAUAGCUAAUACAAUAGGAGAAUUUAUACCAGCUGCUGCACUCAUUGGUCUCAGUUUUAUUACAAGCGAACAUCGUAACAUUGCCGUUGCUGUACUCAUCGUAUCUGUAGGAUUUAAUGUUGCUGUCUUUAGUGGCCAUCAGAUGAAUCACAUGGAUCUUAGCCCGAACUUUGCAGGCACAUUGAUGGGUAUUACGAAUGCUACUGCUAACAUAUGCGGUAUUCUAGCUCCACUUAUUUAUGGCAUCAUAGUUUCAGAUCCGACUAAUAUUACUCAAUGGAGGAAAGUUUAUUUACUUUCAGCAGCAAUUUAUAUAAUUGGUAAUUUAGCAUUUGUAUUCUUUGGCAAAGCGACAGUACAGCCGUGGAAUGAUGAUUUAAAGAAAACACAAUUAAUGAAUGGAAAUUUCGAAAUUAAAAAGCCAGAAAAAAAAAAUGAAAAAAAUACUCUUAGUCAUAGUAUUUCAUAUUCUCAAAAUACUCAACAAGAUCUCAAAUAACUUACAUUUCUUUAUCGCCACAAUGCAAAUGUUUCUAUUUUUUAUAAGUAUUUAUACUGUAAAUAACUUUUAUUUAUAAGAAUA